Molecule: messenger RNA, 1341 nt
Organism: Hibiscus syriacus
Lineage: Eukaryota; Viridiplantae; Streptophyta; Magnoliopsida; Malvales; Malvaceae
Product: zinc transporter 1-like
Exons: 5
Coding region: 1-1245 (414 amino acids)
Biological process (GO): zinc ion transmembrane transport
Cellular component (GO): plasma membrane
Molecular function (GO): zinc ion transmembrane transporter activity
Source: RefSeq, a predicted model, not a curated record
AUGGAGCAGUUUGGUUUGCAAAAAACCGGACCGGCGGAGGGAAAGACGGCGGCGAAAUCGGCUCACCGGGUUGGGUCAAGAGCGGUUGUGAAACCACGUGGGAAGAGGGAAAAGGAAAUUCCAGAGUCCUCUUCAUCUUUCUUCUUUCUCUCCAUCGUGAACCAAGGUUGCAAAGUUUUUUUUUUUAAUAUUCGGAUUUCUCAUAAUGUCGUCAUUCAGUCCACUUACCAUCCACUUGUCACCACCAAACACUCUCAUCCUCGUCACGACGCCGGAAACAGAACCAAGGCUUUGAAAUACAAAUUCGUCGCCAUCGUGUCGAUCCUGAUGGCCGGAGCUCUCGGCGUUUUUCUCCCGGUCCUCGCCAAGAAGAUCCCGACGUUUCGACCGGAGAACAACGUCUUCUUCCUGAUCAAAGCGUUCGCCGCGGGCGUGAUUCUCGCCACCGCGUUCGUCCACAUACUCCCCGACGGGUACGGGUCCCUGUCCAGCCCUUGCCUCAGCGAAAAGCCUUGGGGGGUUUUCCCUUUCUCGGGGUUUCUCGCCAUGGUUGCGGCCAUCGGUACGAUGAUGAUCGACACGUUGGCGACGAGUUUCUACAAGAAGUCGCAUUUUAAUAAGGCUUCGCCGGUGAAUGGGGACGAGGAGAUGAUGGGGGAGCAUGAGGGGCAUGUUCAUGUGCAUACGCAUGCCACUCAUGGACAUGCUCAUGGAUCUGCUGUGGUACCACAGAGCUCUGAAUCUUCUCCUCAUCAUCAUCAUCUUAUUCGGCAACGUAUUAUUUCACAGGUGUUGGAGGUAGGGAUUGUGGUUCAUUCGGUAAUAAUAGGGAUGGCAUUGGGUGCAUCCCAAAGUGCCAAAACAAUCAAGCCUCUUGUUGCUGCAUUGACUUUCCAUCAAUUCUUUGAAGGCAUGGGCCUCGGUGGUUGCAUCUCUCAGGCAAAAUUCAAGAACAGAGCCACUGCCAUGAUGCUGGUGCUGUUCUCACUGACAACCCCAAUGGGCAUAGCCAUGGGCAUGGGUGUAUCAAAAGUGUACAAUGAGAAUAGCCCCAAAGCACUAGUGGUGGAAGGAGUCCUCAACUCCCUUUCGGCUGGGAUCUUGAUUUACAUGUCGCUUGUCGACCUGCUUGGGGUUGAUUUCAUGAACCCCGUGAUGCAAAGCAAUGUUAAAUUGAUGCUUGGGUCUAAUAUUUCACUCCUCCUUGGGGCAGCGUCCAUGUCACUCUUGGCUAAAUGGUCAUGAGACUUUUCUGUUUUCUUACUAUAUUAGCCCCCAACGUUUGUAUGAAAAGUCAUUGUAGCACCUAUUUUCUUUAAACAUGUUAACCUUCAAACGUUU